CUCUAUGACAGGCGGAAGCAGCGUGCCGCGGCUCUGCUCAGACCAGUCAUCCAAAAUGUUGAGAGUUACAAUCCGCGCGGAUAUGGGCUCACUUUGGAUCUUAUUUGGCGUUAUAUAUUCUCAGUUUUUAACCGCAUCUUCUGAUGACAUUGUGGUUGCGUGUGGGGGAUUUGUGAAGUCCGACGUGGAGAUCAACUAUUCCCUGAUCGAGAUUAAACUAUAUACGAAACAAGGGUCUUUGAAGUAUCAAACAGACUGUGCGCCGAUCAAUGGGUACUUCAUGAUCCCUCUAUAUGACAAGGGGGAUUUUGUUUUGAAGAUUGAACCUCCACUUGGUUGGAGCUUUGAGCCCACUGCAGUGAAUCUUCACAUAGAUGGUGUGAAUGACAUCUGCACCAAAGAGGAAGACAUCAAUUUUGUUUUCACAGGUUUCUCUGUGUCUGGAAUGGUUUUGAGUAAGGGUCAUUUGCUCGGUCCAGCGGCUGUGGAGGUCACUCUGUCCAGGGCAGGAAAUGGAGACACACUUCAGACUGUCGUCACACAGCCUGGGGGAAAAUAUACCUUUUUCAAAGUUCUUCCAGGAAGCUAUGACAUCACAGCUUCACACCCUUCAUGGACACUUGAGCAGAGUACAACAUCAGUGCAUGUUUCCAAUGCCAAUGCGCCAGCCGCAGGCCCUCUGGUGGUGGGAGGGUACGACAUCUCGGGGGAGGUCCGCAGUGAUGGAGAGCCCAUGAAAGAGGUCACCUUCCUGCUAUACUCAGCCACUGUCAAGAAAGAGGAUAUCAGUGGUUGCAACACAUCACCAGUGGUUGGGGCAGAGUCUUGGGACAGUUCACUAGUUUAUCUUUGCAGUGCUUUGUCCAAGGAAGAUGGCACCUUCACUUUCCCCUCACUGGCCAGCGGAGACUACACUGUGGUGCCUUUUUACAGAGGAGAAAGAAUUACAUUUGAUGUGGCUCCUUCAAAACUGAAUUUCAAAGUUGAGCAUAACAGUUUGAAGCUAGAGCCAGUCUUCCGUGUAAUGGGCUUUUCCGUAACUGGGAGAGUCUUAAACAGUGUCGCUGGGGAGGGUGUACCCGAUGCUACAGUGUCACUCAACAACCAAAUUAAAGUUGGAACAAAGGAAGAUGGUUCUUUUCGACUGGAGAAUAUGACAGCUGGUACCUAUACUAUUCGUGUUAAUAAGGAGCUCAUGUACUUUGAGCCAAUCACCUUCAAGAUUGCCCCGAACACGCCUCAGCUUCCUGACAUCAUCACUGCCGGAUUUAGCAUGUGUGGUCAAAUUUCAGUCAGUCGCCUUCCUGAGGGCAUGAAGCAACAAGGUCGCUAUAAGGUCACUCUGACACAGCAAGGUCAAGACAGGAGCAGCCGCACUGUUGACACUGAUCCUAUGGGGGUAUUCUGCUUUCAGGCCAAACCUGGAGACUACAUUGUUCAUGUGUCACUCCCUGAGGCAGAGGUGAAAGCCGGCCUUGCUCUGCAGCCUCAAGCCCUGGCAGUCUCCCUGGUGGACCGGCCCCUCACAGACCUGCUGUUCACACAAUUCAUGGCCUCUGUCUCUGGAAAGGUCUACUGCUUAGCUUCCUGUGAUGACCUGGCAGUAACCCUUCAACCCAUAAGCCGUCAGGGGGAGAGGAGGAGUGUGGCUCUUUCAGGCAGCAGUGAAAUUCUUAGCUUCUCCUUUGACAACGUUCUGCCUGGAAAAUAUAAAGUGGGUAUUGCUCACGAGGAGUGGUGCUGGAAACACAAGUCUAUGGAGGUGGAUGUUUUGGACUCGGACGUGCUCGGAGUGGAGUUCAGACAGAUUGGUUACAUCCUUCGCUGCUCUCUCUCACAUGCCAUUACCCUGGAGUUCUUCCAAGAUGGAACUAAGCCUGAGAAUGUGGGCGUUUACAACCUCUCUAAAGGAGUCAACCGUUUCUGCCUCUCCAAACCUGGUGUUUACAAAGUCACCCCUCGCUCGUGCCACCAGUUUGAGCAGGACUUCUACACAUAUGAUACCUCAGCCCCCAGCAUUCUGACACUGACAGCUGUGCGCCAUCACAUGACUGGACUCAUUACAACAGACAAGAUCAUGGAUGUCACCGUGACAAUCAAGUCAUCUAUAGAGAGCGAGCCAGCCCUUGUGUUGGGACCCCUGCGAAGUAUGGAGGAGCAGAGACAAGAGCAACAACUGCAGGAGAUCCAGCUGCGUCGUCAGGAGCGCGAGCGCCGGGCAGCCGAGGAGGAGGGAGGGGCUAAAGAUGACAGCCCCCCCAUACAGGAGAAAGCAGAUGAACUAACCGGGCCAUUCCAUUAUGAGUUCUCUUACUGGGCUAGGGCUGGAGAGAAAAUUACAGUGACUCCAUCUUCAAAGGAGCUGCUCUUCUACCCCCCAGAGGUAGAGGCCACUAUAACUGGAGAGUCAUGCCCUGGUCGCUUGGUGGACAUCUCUGGUCGGGCAGGGCUCUUCCUGGAAGGCAAAGUGUCACCUGAAUUACAGGGGGUUGAGAUUUCAAUCACUGAAAGAGGAGCCACCAUGCCUCUCAUCACAGUGGCUACUAAUGAGAAUGGAGCAUACAGUGUGGGCCCGCUGCACAGUGACCGUCAGUAUGACAUCACCGCCAGUAAAGAGGGUUUUGUCCUGAGUCCUGUGGAGGGAACCCAGGGAGACUUCAAGGCAUUUGCUCUAGCAGGAGUCACCUUUAAGAUCCAGUCAGAAGAUGGUGUACCCUUAUCUGGCGUCCUCCUGUCUCUGAGUGGAGGACAGUUUCGGUCAAAUCUGUUGACCCAGGACACCGGUCUAUUAACCUUUAAUAACCUGAGUCCUGGUCAGUACUAUUUCAAACCCAUGAUGAAGGAGUUUCGAUUUGAGCCAGCUUCUCAGAUGAUCACAGUAGAAGAAGGUCAAAGCCUAAGCAUCGAUAUUAUCGGCAUUAAGACUGCUUAUAGCUGUUAUGGAGCAGUGCAGUCUUUGAGUGGAGAUGCAGAGAGGGAUGUGGCAGUGGAAGCAGUGGGACAGGGCGACUGCAGCCUCUACAGUGAAGACACAGUCACUGAUGAAGAGGGGCGCUUCAGACUCCGCGGGCUGCUGCCGGGCUGCAAGUAUCUCAUCCAGUUAAGAGCAGAAGGCAAUGACCACAUUGAAAGAGCACUGCCUCAGCACAGAGCAAUCGAGGUUGGCAGCCAUGACAUUGAAGGGGUCAACAUUAUUGCCUUCAGACAAAUCAAUCAGUUUGACCUCAGUGGAAAUAUAAUCACGUCUCCUGAACAUCUCCCCACACUUUCGGUAAAACUGUACAAGAGCGACAACCUGGACAAUCCAAUCAACAGUGUCUCUUUGGGACAGUCUCUUUUCUUCCAUUUCCCUCCCUUGGACAGAGAUGGAGAGAACUAUGUGCUGAUGCUGUACUCCACGCUGUCACGCUCCCAGUACGAUUUUACACUGCCCCAGGUGUCCUUCACCUCCACUGGGUACCACAAGCACAUCACCCUCACCUUCAACCCCACUCGUAAAGUGCCUGACCAAGAUGUUGCCCAAGGCUCCUACAUUGCUCUGCCCCUGACUCUGCUACUUCUUUUAGCUGCAUAUAAUCAUGAAAGGGUCAUCCCACUCCUGCUGCAGUUGGUGAGCCGUAUUCAGGGAGUGAGGACCAUGGCCCAGACUAAUGUGGACAGCGCCGCGGUGGACGAAGCCAAACGACAGGCAAAAAGACCAAAAUCCAGGCGUACAUGAUUACGAUCACAUAGACCUCAGUACAGAUCUCUAGACUUCACUACCACAGAUGGUAAUGAACUAGCCCAGCCAAAGGUCCAGAGGUGCGAAUGAGCCUCUGGUUUUCUUUAGUUUAAGGUCUGUUUUGGUGAAGAAUUAAACAUUUUUACCACACCCUCACUAGCCAGACCUUUCGACUUGUCAAAAGACUGUUGCUGAAACUUGAGCCAUUAUGAGACGUUUUCUCAAAGUCAAAUACAUUCAUGAAAGCACUUGUUGAUUUUCUACUAGUCUUAUGACAUUGUUUAGAUGUCACUCGUUAGCAAGUCACCUUUUCAUAUUCAGGGCACUAAAAUGAUUUAAAACUUUACCUGCGAUAAAUUGAUGGCCACCCUAAAAAGAUCAGCCACCUUCAAGCUCGUGUAUCUGUGAAAUGGCCACUUGUUGCUGUAAUGCACUCCACUUUUUCGAUAUAAGAUGUUAUGGGGUGGCACAAAAGGUUGACUUUGAAUCUCUAUUUAGCUCAGGAAAGUUGAUUAAUGCGUGCUGGAACAUUACUGUGUGAGUUGAGAUUUAAUUUUGGGAGAUAGAAGGUAGAUAUAUACUAUAGUGUGCAAAGGUUAUACUUAUAUUUGUUCCUGAUAAUUGGCAAAUGAUUCAAUAACAAAAAUGAAGCAAGCUAAUUUCCAUAUUUGUUACACAGCCUUCAUUUGCAUUAACUUUUGAUUAGCUUCUGCAUAGUACUGUACAGAUAGGACAAACUAAUAAUUUAUUAAUUUUCUAAUUCAUUUUGUGCUGACUUUUGGAUACUGUCUUGUUUGUAUAUGUGGGUUUUGAAGUAUGUAUCUUGAGCUGUUUUAUUGGAGAAUGAUUAGCUUUGUCCUAACGAAGUGACAAAGCAGAAAUAUAAUUGAUUUCAUUGUUGUAUCCCUGAACUAAAUGUGGCACUGUGAAAUGAAUGGACCCCAAUUACAUUUUGUAUUAAAUUCAUGUGUACUCAUUUAUGGCAGACUUUCAAAGUGAAAUGAGAUGGACACGGAUUAUUGACUGAGAUUAUAGUUAUUGGCUAAGAUGAUCCCCGUAUGAGCCGGGUUGGGGUUGAGUGAGGAAAGGGAGGGGGUUAUUAAGAUGUUGAAUAAAACGUUGAAGACAUUCUUAUUGUCUUUAACGGGUUUGCCUCUAGGGGGCAGUGUAAUGUUUGGGAUAAAUGCCCACAUAGACUCAACGUGAUUUAGAAGCAAAAAUAUACAAUUAACGAUGCAUACCAAAUAGGAGUAAUUAUAUCCAAUAACUAAAUAAUAUUUUUUACUGUCACUGUUAAACAUCACAUGAUUACCAAUACAAAAACCCACUUCACUAAUCUACCAUCUGACUUAAUGCAGACAUUGUCUUUUCUGAGUGUCUUUGAGUGACUAAACGUGUGUCUAUAAGGAAAAAAUAAAGAUGGAACAAAAACACUGCCC
Periophthalmus magnuspinnatus is the source of this 5160-nucleotide messenger RNA. It is a transcript of the gene nomo, whose product is annotated as nodal modulator. Gene Ontology annotation, molecular function: carbohydrate binding. Gene Ontology annotation, cellular component: endoplasmic reticulum membrane. Bases 5 to 3718 code for a protein of 1237 amino acids. NCBI's taxonomy places the organism in Eukaryota, Metazoa, Chordata, Actinopteri, Gobiiformes, Gobiidae. The transcript has 31 exons. The record is from RefSeq and is a predicted model, not a curated record.